This is a messenger RNA of Phaeoacremonium minimum UCRPA7, 1467 nucleotides long. Its product is annotated as putative rna polymerase ii transcription factor b subunit 2 protein. Gene Ontology annotation, molecular function: double-stranded DNA binding; ATPase activator activity. Gene Ontology annotation, cellular component: transcription factor TFIIH core complex; transcription factor TFIIH holo complex. The coding region runs from base 1 to 1467 and encodes 488 amino acids. Gene Ontology annotation, biological process: nucleotide-excision repair. The transcript has a single exon. Lineage: Eukaryota; Fungi; Ascomycota; Sordariomycetes; Togniniales; Togniniaceae. The record is from RefSeq and is a predicted model, not a curated record.
AUGUCAGGCAGCACGCCCUCCCUCACGCUCUCCGACUACCUGGAGAAGCAGCCUGGCACGACCUUCAGGCGGCUCUACCAGCAACCCUCGACGGCGUUUGCCAUCUUCCGCCGAAUGUUGCCGCAUCUCGCGAAGACGAUCGUCAUGGCAAUUCUGUACAUGCCUACGCCACUACUGCUCUCCGAGCUCGACGUCUGGGUCAAGCCAGACGCCAAGAAGCAGCGAGACCAGGCUCUGGGCAUUUUGCGCCGGCUGCAUAUCCUGCAAAUCACCAUUGCUGUCAAGGAUAAGCCGCAGGAGAUGACCCUCACGACAAACUUUAGGAACAGUCUGCGGAUGGCGCUGGAGGGUGGGGGAAACCACAACAGCUUCGGCGUACCGAGUACAUUACCAGUGCCCACCGACAUCACAACCGACUACUUAGACAAGUGGGCGAGGAAGAAGUGGGAGGACAUUUUACAUUAUGUGGUCAAUAGCGUGGGGAUACCGAGCUCAGACAAGGAGAGUCACGGCCCGAAAGGCGCGGUCAAGGAGCUCUUAUUCGCAGGAAGGCUAGUCGAGCAAAGACAGGGACACAUAUCAAUAACACAAUCAGGCUUCACGUUUCUGCUUCAAGAGGCAAACGCCCAAGUAUGGACGCUCUUGUUGCAGUGGUUGGAGGCGGCGGACGUGGCUGGUCGCGACUCUGGGAUGGACAGCGUCGACAUGCUCUCCUUCCUCUUCAUGCUGGCCAGUCUGGAGCUAGGGCGGGCGUACGACACCGAGGCAUUGACAGAACCUAGGCGGAACAUGUUGCCAUCUCUUGUCGACUUCGGCCUUAUAUACAUCCCGCACAAUAACCGUCGACAGUACUUCCCGACACGUCUCGCGACAACUCUCACAUCCAGCGCGUCGGCGUUGCGCAGCGUCAGCGAGGCUUUCACUGCCGCAACUGGCCCACAGUCCGACAGUCUCAUCCCUUCGUCCGCGUCUGAGCAGAAAGGUAGCAUCAUCCUCGAAACCAACUACCGGCUCUACGCCUACACCACCUCGCCCCUCCAGAUCGCCGUGCUGGCGCUUUUCACAAAUCUCAAGAUGCGCUGGACGGGCAUGGUGUCCGGCCGACUGACGCGCGACUCGAUCCGCCGGGCCAUCGGUUACGGCAUCACGUCGGACCAGAUCAUCAGCUACCUGGCGACGCAUGCGCACGAGCAGAUGCAGCGCAGCGCCGCGCUGCACGGACGACCAGUCCUACCGCCCACCGUCGUCGACCAGAUCCGCCUGUGGCAGCUGGAGAACGAGCGCAUGAAGACGACCAAGGGCUUCCUGUUCAAGGAGUUCGACAGCCAGGCCGAUUUCGACGCCUUGGCGCAGUACGCCGAGGAGAUUGGUGUCCUGGUCUGGCGGAAUAACAAGAAGCAGAUGUUCUUUGCGAGCAAGCAUGAGCAGUUGAGGGACUACCUCAAGGCGAAGAAGAAGGCGGACUGA